CUCUCCUCUUCACUCAAAACCUUUCCCAAUUCUUGUCUGCAUUUUACAUCUCUCUCUCUCUCUCUCUCUUUCCAAACAUGGAUUUCUCCCUCCUCUCUGUGAUCACUUUAGGAUUUCUGAUCUUAUCUCUGCUAUCUUCAUCAUCGCUGUUUUCCAAUAAAAUGCAUCUUAAACUCAGAAAAUUUGUCUUCUAUUGUUGUCCAAGCAUUGGUUGCCUCAUGGCCUUCUACAAGAAUCGCCGCCGCUUGUUGGAUUGGUACACUGAGCUGUUGUCACAAUCGGAGACGCAGACGAUCGUUGUGCACCGCCUCGGUGCUCCAAGAACGAUCGUCACUGCAAAUCCGGAUAAUGUUGAGUAUAUUUUGAAAACCAAUUUCGCCAACUUUCCAAAGGGAAAACCCUUUACUGAAUUGCUGGGGGAUUUUCUGGGUCUCGGGAUUUUCAACGUUGAUGGUGAGAAGUGGAGCAUCCAGCGCAAGUUAGCCAGCCACGAGUUCACUGCCAAGUCUUUGAGGGAAUUCGUGGUAAAAGUUCUUGAAGAUGAAGUGGAGAGUAGAUUGAUUCCCAUUCUCGAUGAUGCUGCGGAAAAUGACAGGAUCAUAGACAUGCAGGAGGUGUUGAGGAGGUUUGCUUUUGAUACUAUUUGCAAGGUAUCACUUGGGAUGGACCCUCUGUGUUUGGACCUUUCCCGGCCUCCUCCGCCUCUCGCGGCAGCGUUUGACGCCGCUUCAGAGAUCUCCGCCAUGCGCGGGACAGCGCCGGUCUUUGCUGUGUGGAAACUGAAGAGAGCUUUGAAUGUGGGCUUGGAGAAAGAGCUGAAAGAGGCUGUGAAGCUUGUUCAUGGCUGCGUUGAUGAGAUGAUUAGGUCCAAGAAAGGAACGAUGGGUGGGAAUAGCGGCGGCGAUCUUCUGUCGAGGUUCUUGGAAUCUGGGCUUGAUGAUGAGAUGGUGAGGGAUAUGGUGAUAAGUUUUCUGAUGGCGGGAAGGGACACCACCUCCUCCGCAUUGACGUGGUUGUUCUGGCUGCUGACGGGCCACCGGGGAAUUGAAAAACAGGUGGUGGACGAGAUUACAUCUAUGAAGAAUGGCGGGGAACAACUGGGCUUCGAUGAUCUGAAAGGAUUGAACUUUAUCAAGGCUUGUUUGUGUGAAUCCAUGAGGCUUUAUCCGCCGGUGGUGUGGGACUCCAAGCAUGCGGUGAAAGACGACGUUUUGCCGGACGGAACACCGGUUUACAGAGGAAACCGGGUCACGUAUUUCCAAUACGGAAUGGGAAGGAUGGAGGAGGUGUGGGGUAAGGACCGGCUGGAGUUUAGACCAGAGCGUUGGCUGGACGAGAGUGGAAUGGUGAAAAUGGUGAGCCCGUACAAAUUUGCAGUGUUUCAGGCCGGUCCAAGAGUGUGCCUUGGGAAAGAAAUGGCUUUCAUCCAAAUGAAAUAUGUGGUGGCAUCGGUUCUGCGCCGGUUUGAACAAUCUAAAUUUUGAUCAUUUAAAUUUAAUUUAUAAUUUUAAAAAACUUAAAAUAUCAAAUAUGCAGGGAAUUACCUUGAUUGGGCUAAUUAUAAUUAAAU
This is a messenger RNA of Sesamum indicum (sesame), 1570 nucleotides long. RefSeq names its product cytochrome P450 94B3-like. NCBI's taxonomy places the organism in Eukaryota, Viridiplantae, Streptophyta, Magnoliopsida, Lamiales, Pedaliaceae. The record is from RefSeq and is a predicted model, not a curated record. Gene Ontology annotation, molecular function: oxidoreductase activity, acting on paired donors, with incorporation or reduction of molecular oxygen; iron ion binding; heme binding.